Oncorhynchus tshawytscha (Chinook salmon) is the source of this 3344-nucleotide messenger RNA. RefSeq names its product REST corepressor 2 (gene rcor2). Gene Ontology annotation, molecular function: transcription corepressor activity. NCBI's taxonomy places the organism in Eukaryota, Metazoa, Chordata, Actinopteri, Salmoniformes, Salmonidae. Gene Ontology annotation, biological process: regulation of transcription by RNA polymerase II; negative regulation of DNA-templated transcription. Gene Ontology annotation, cellular component: transcription regulator complex; histone deacetylase complex. The record is from RefSeq and is a predicted model, not a curated record.
CCGACGUUAGCCUGGCGAUAACAAAAGGAUUGAAAGUUGAAAGAUAUAUUAUCAACGGAGGGCAGAGGAAAGGAGGAGAGAACGGAGUAUGCCCUCGGUGAUGGAGCGGUCGGGGAGUAGCGUUCUGUCUAGGAGCAGGGCUAAAACCAAUGGAAACAACCAACACUCGGAGGAGGACAGCAGCGAUGAGGAGCACGCUCACGACAGUAUGAUUCGAGUGGGAGGAGACUACCAGGCACAGAUACCGGAGUUAAACCCAGACACUCCAAGCCGCUACAAUGAGAAGGAGCAGAGGAGUAUGCUGGUGUGGUGCCCCAACAGUCUCAUCUCUGACGCCAUGUUGGAUGAGUAUAUUCUGAUGGCUAAAGAGAAGCAUGGCUACAACAUGGAACAGGCCCUGGGGAUGUUGCUGUGGCAUAAACAUGAUGUGGAGUGUUCCCUUGCUGACCUGGCUAACUUCACUCCCUUUCCCGAGGAGUGGACCGUAGAGGACAAGGUCCUGUUUGAACAGGCCUUCAGCUUCCAUGGCAAGAGCUUCCAUCGUAUACAACAGAUGCUGCCUGAUAAGCUGGUCUCAGGCCUGGUCCGGUACUACUACAGCUGGAAAAAGACCAGGACCAGAACCAGUGUUAUGGACCGACAGGCUAGAAGACUGGUCAGAAAGACAGACAAGGAAGAUGGUAAUGAUGAGAUAGAGGGCGACCCGGGCAGCGACAGCGACUUUGAGAUCGACGCCAAAAAAGAGACAGUGAAGCAGCACAGCUCCAGUGGUUCUGGAGGAGAGAGGGGACCGCCAGGCCGGUCGAACCAACAGAGGAAAGAGUCUGUUGGGGCUCAGUACCGCCACCACCCCCUGAGAGCUCGUCGGAGACCACCUAAAGGCAUGCAUCUGAACCCCGAGGACAUCAUGGCUGUGUCAGCCAAUCACCACCAUGGCUCUGGCAGACAGCUAGACACACACCUGGUGUCACUCAAGAGACGGGUCCAGAGUAUUAAGCAGAACAACAGUAGUAUGAAACACUGUCUAGACGAGGGCAUCGACAGCCUGCGUCCUACAGGGCCAGCUCCCAAGAUGAACUCUCGUUGGUCCACUGAGGAACAGCUGCUAGCGGUGCAGGCUAUCCGUCGCUAUGGUAAGGACUUUGCGGUGGUUGCCGAGGUAAUCGGUAACAAAACUCUGGCCCAGGUGAGCUCCUUCUUCGUUAGUUACCGACGGCGAUUCAAUCUGGACGAGGUCGUCAAGGAGUGGCAGGCGGAACAAGACGUAGCCUCCACACAGGGGCCUUGUGGGAGUCGUAGUAGAAACGAAGAGAGGGGAGGAGCAGAGGAGGAGGAGGAAGAGAUAAAGCUGGAAGACAUUACUCCCCCUGCGGUGACGCCAACUCCCCUCACCCCCUCAUCCAACAACCACACCCCUCCUCCUUCCCUCUCCCAGCCUCCCCUACUGCGCCCGGCUCCCCCUCUGCCCCCAGCCUUCUCCGGCAGCCCCCCGCUCCAGACCCGACCCCUCCAGACCCACCCCCACAAUCAUCCCCCUCCCCCGUUGAUCCGUCCUGCAGUCGUGGCUCCGGGCCAACAGGGGAGCUCUAGUCUCCGUAGGGAACUAGGAAACAACCUCCGCUCCUCUCCUCCUGCUUGCUCUGGCGCUGGUCAGCCUCCCUCACUGGUAGGGCUCAAAGUAGAGCAAACCAACUCUCACUGACAGAAACGAGGGGACUCUUGUAUAUUUAGGGAGGGGCUCUUGUAUACUCAGAUGGGUAGAUUGUGCUGCUAGUGGGAGUGUUUAUCCAUUAUGAUGGAACAAUAGAAAUCAGAAUGCAGUAGUUAGUUGAGUUCUAAGCCCCACCAGUCUGUUUGGUUCAGAAGCCUCUCGUUAAGUCCCCUCUGUAUCACUCCAUUCAGUUCUGACUCACACUUAUUAACCAACUGCACAACCUGUGAAUAACCAUACUUCCAUCUGAGGCUUGGGUCAUCCAUCCUUCUGUUCCCGCCCCCCUCAGCAGAAAAUAGAAGGACAUGCCCACACAUGCCUCACGGCUGUCUCCAUAGCAACCAGCACAGAUGUAACUGGUUACACACGGCAAUGGUGACCCUGUAUUUCACCCAUCCCUCCUCCCCAAAGAACAGAACUUUCAGAAUACCAAAAUCCUCAAGGAAAAGAUACACUGGAUUGUGGUGAUGGAUGCCAUGACAACAGAACCCCCCCCCCACACACACUGUCUCCAUGGCAACAACAGAAGGAACUCUGGCAAAACACACCCAGGUUCCAGUUCCACACUACAAGGUGCUGAACUAAUGAUUCCACAGGGGAAUCAGGAAGAUGUCCCUCUUCUACCAGAUCCACGUAUUGUUGGUCUUAUGACGGCAGCAUUCUUUUGUUAGGUGAUCUCUAAGUAGGUAGACAUCCCUAUAUAUAGUGCACUACUUUGGAUCGGAGCCCAUUUUGACCAAAUCCCUAUGAGGUCCUGGUCCAAUGUAGUGCACUAUAUAGGGAAUAGGAUGCAUUUGUAAUCCCAAGGCUCCUGCAUUUCUCCAUUCUAAGUAGCAUGCUAGUGUGGAUAUGGAACAGAGACCUGUUUUUGAUUAAAAGCACCAAAAAACAAGUCUCAAAUGGCAGUUCUAUUUAUCUCUGGUUACAGUGGUGCCCUAUGUAGGGGAUAGUACUGUACACACUGUACAAUUCACAGGUGUCGUCUGAGAACAAAAUGUGAAGCUGAAAUACUCGUAGGGUUGGAUGGGCAUUGUGGCAAGGAGCAGUGCAGCUUGGUUGUGUUUUGGAAGAGGAUGCACAGCUCUUGACCUUCGCCUCUCCUGAGUCCGUACGGGAGUUGCAAGUGAUGAGACAAGACUAACUACCAAUUGGGGUGAAAAUACAACCAAAAAAAAAAGUCAUUUCUGAACCUGCAUUUUUAAAUUUCAAAUCGAGCUAUAACGCAGAUAUUUUCGUGAUGCGUCUGGCACCCUAUUCCCUACAUAGUGCACUACUUUUGAGCAGUUAUGGUGCCAUUUGGGACACUUUGUGGCUACAAAUUGACUGUGUUUAGCAACAGGUAAUGUUCAUGAAGUUUGAGACUGGAUUUGCUUGUUAUUGUUUUCAGGAUAUUUUCUUUUGGAAUAAAACAAAAUUACAACCAUAUUGUUUCCACUGAAUUACAUUUGUUAAAUACACACUUUUGUUACUGGCCUAAAUGCAACCAACUUUUUAUUACUUUCCAUAAUUUCUUUUGCACAAAAACAAAUACAUUUGGAGUCAACUCCCCCGUCUCUCCCAACCAAAUACUGGUUAAAAUGUCGGACUCAAAUUACAGCAAAAAAAUGUAAAACAAAAUAAAUCAACACUGAAA